CAAAUUUAAAGAUGAAAACUAGUGACAUAAGGGAAACCAGUGUAGAAAGAAAAGAUUUUUACAUUUGUUUUUAACUGAAGAGGAAAGAGACUUGGGCCACAUUCGAUAACUUUUCUCUUCAAAAAGGCAUUGACAGCACCUGCCAGGCACAGGUUGUCACAAGACAAAUAUUUGCAGUAAAUAAAAUGUUAUUGGCUUUCCUUAGAAGGUGCAUCAUCAGUUCUAUUUGCACUACUCAUUUUGAAGAGGCACUAAGGAGCUUUUCAAUUGGUUUAACAAUGCCCCCCCACCCCUCUUUACUACCCUUUUGUCCCAUUUUAUACACCAUACUUUGCAAGGCUCAGGGACAUGAAGCACCUCCAGCCACUAUGGAUUUGGCAAAUGCUACCAUAACAACAGAGACUACAAACUGCACUUUCGAUAGCAGCUAUCGGUUCAUUUUUCAUCAGAUAACCUAUAGCAUCAUCUUCAUUAUUGGUUUGGUGGGAAAUGGACUAGCAUUGUGCCGGUUCUGCAGAGAAAGAAAAAACAUCAGCAGCACUGCAGUGUACAUGGCUAAUCUGUCAGUGGCAGACCUCAUCUUUGUAGCCUCCUUGCCUCUGAGGAUAUACUACUACCAUCUAUCAAAUUUCAAGUCACCAGUUGGUUUCUACUGCUUUUUGACCUUCACUCUUAAGUACAUCAGUUUGUAUGGAGGGAUUUUUUUUCUGGUAUGUAUUGCAGCAGAUCGCUUAGUUGCAGUAGUACAUCCAACAGCAAAGCGUCUAAGGUGUCUCAGCACAGCAAGACUAAUUAGCACUGUGGUCUGGUGUCUCAUCUUAACUCUGAGCAUCUCAAUUCCCAUCUUACAUCGGAGAUCAACUAAGAACCACGACCCCUGUCUACUGGACCCUUCUUCACAGCAAAAUCAACGCUUCAUUCUGAUUGUGCUGUUUCUAGUAGAGAGUGCAUUUCUCCUGCCGUUAUUUCUUCUCCUUUUUAGUUAUUGUAGAAUAGUCCAAGCAUUGCGCAAGUCAUCCCCCCUGAUACUCCGCAAGUCCUGGGAAAAGAGAACCAUGAGAAUGAUUUACUCAGUUAUUGCUGUUUUCCUCCUCUGUUUUGGUCCAUACCAUCUGAACCUCUUUUUUUACACGCUUGGAAAAGUGGGACUUAUUCAGAACUGCAACGUUAGCAAACUAACUCGGGCACUGCAACCUGUAGUCCUGAGUCUGGCAAGCAUGAACUGCUGCCUUAAUCCUCUUAUCUAUUAUUUUUCUAGCAAAAUGUUUCGUAAGGAUGCUUAUUUGAACAGCAGCAGUCAGUAAAGACACUACAAGAUCUUUAGGUUAAAUCUCUAUACUUAACGCUUUGGGUGACUGUUUAGAUAUGCAUUUUAUUAUACAAAUAAAACUUGAAAAAAAUGAAAAAAGGAAUCACUGUGAGCUAAGGAACUGCAGCUUUUACACAAGAACUUAAA
This is a messenger RNA of Erpetoichthys calabaricus (reedfish), 1456 nucleotides long. RefSeq names its product lysophosphatidic acid receptor 6-like. Gene Ontology annotation, cellular component: membrane. The coding region runs from base 186 to 1304 and encodes 372 amino acids. The transcript has a single exon. The record is from RefSeq and is a predicted model, not a curated record. NCBI's taxonomy places the organism in Eukaryota, Metazoa, Chordata, Cladistia, Polypteriformes, Polypteridae. Gene Ontology annotation, molecular function: lysophosphatidic acid receptor activity. Gene Ontology annotation, biological process: phospholipase C-activating G protein-coupled receptor signaling pathway; positive regulation of Rho protein signal transduction.